CAAGCACAUUAAAGAAUCCGUCAAGUUGCAUCCUCCGACUUUCUAAUGAUCCUCACGUUCUCCCUCUCGUUCCGUUCUGUGUUAAUUAAUCCAACUCCUCAGCUGUCCCCUGUUUCUCCAUUCCAAUAAACCAAAUAACUGCGAAAAAUCCCUAAAGAUCCUAUGUCUUUGACCGUGGAAGCUUGUUCUAGUUGUUCCAAAGAUAUGGAUUUCGAAGAGAACAAUGUGGCUAGUAAGAAAAACGAGAACUUGGCGAGUGCAGUAGAUGGGGAAGGUAAGAAAGAGGAGGAAAAGGAGAAGCUUGGAAGAUGCUUAAGCGAGCUAUCCCUUGACGAUGAGGAGGAAGAAGAAGGAGAAGCAGACAAUUUGCUUGAUUUGGGGCCGCAGGUUACUCUCAAGGAUCAGCUAGAGAAGGAUAAGGAUGAUGAGAGCCUGAGAAGAUGGAAGGAGCAGCUAUUAGGGAGUGUGGAUUUGAAUUCCGUUGGAGAUAAAUUGGAACCAGAUGUCAAUAUCUUGAGCCUUUCAAUCAUAUCCCCUGGAAGAGCUGAUAUAGUCCUACCAAUGCCUGUGGUCCCAAAUUCCAAAGGUGUAUGGUUUACUUUGAAAGAGGGAAGCUCUUACAAACUAAAGUUCACCUUCUUUGUCAGUAAUAAUAUUGUCUCUGGUCUGAGAUACAUCAACACUGUUUGGAAGACAGGUGUUAGGGUGGACAGAACAAAGGAGAUGCUUGGUACUUUUAGUCCUCAGCUUGAACCUUACACAUAUGAGACACCAGAAGAGACCACCCCUGUAGGACUAUUUGCUAGGGGAUCUUACUCAGCAAGAACAAAGUUCAUUGACGAUGAUGAGAAAUGCUACUUGGAGAUUAACUACACUUUUGACAUCCGUAGAGAUUGGCCAUCAAUAGUAGCUCCUUUGCAGGGUGCUUGAGCCUGAGCCUAUUUAUUCUUCAUAAAUUUACCAGAAAACUGGCAUCGGCAGAGAGAUCCAAGCAUUUACUGUUAAAACCGUUCCUUUUAAUUUGAUAUAUUUAAUUUAAUUUUUCCUAACAAGAUGCAAAUCUUCUUAUGAAUAUUUUGACUAUUUCGACUUUAUUUCACCUCAUUCAGCAGUUUUUAGCUUCUUUGUAUUUGAAUCAUUAUCACUGCACAGAAACCAAAUUGACAUUUUCACAUAAAUGAAUGCUUUUUAUCUCUCA
Dendrobium catenatum is the source of this 1198-nucleotide messenger RNA. Its product is annotated as rho GDP-dissociation inhibitor 1. NCBI's taxonomy places the organism in Eukaryota, Viridiplantae, Streptophyta, Magnoliopsida, Asparagales, Orchidaceae. Bases 163 to 930 code for a protein of 255 amino acids. The record is from RefSeq and is a predicted model, not a curated record. Gene Ontology annotation, biological process: Rho protein signal transduction. Gene Ontology annotation, cellular component: cytosol; membrane; cytoplasm. The transcript has 6 exons. Gene Ontology annotation, molecular function: Rho GDP-dissociation inhibitor activity; protein binding.